AUGCUCACCGCUACCGAGAGCGGUGCGAUUGUUUUCCUGCCUGUUCCUGCAUUCUACAAUUGCCCCGCCAGCAUCGAUGACACUGUUAAUCAGAGCGUCAGGGAAUUGCUAGAUAUGUUUGGUGUGGACACUGGCAACGUCGAACGUUGGACAGGCUUGUCCUGGCUAGGGUACGGCCAACUCAAGCCUGACACAACCAUUUGA
Cladophialophora immunda is the source of this 204-nucleotide messenger RNA. RefSeq lists its product as uncharacterized. The record is from RefSeq and is a predicted model, not a curated record. NCBI's taxonomy places the organism in Eukaryota, Fungi, Ascomycota, Eurotiomycetes, Chaetothyriales, Herpotrichiellaceae. The transcript has a single exon. The coding region runs from base 1 to 204 and encodes 67 amino acids. Gene Ontology annotation, molecular function: catalytic activity.